Saxophila tyrrhenica is the source of this 1533-nucleotide messenger RNA. It is a transcript of the gene SQT1, whose product is annotated as 60S ribosomal subunit assembly or modification protein. Lineage: Eukaryota; Fungi; Ascomycota; Dothideomycetes; Mycosphaerellales; Extremaceae. The transcript has a single exon. The record is from RefSeq and is a predicted model, not a curated record. Gene Ontology annotation, molecular function: protein binding. Bases 1 to 1533 code for a protein of 510 amino acids.
AUGGCAGACCCUACGCGACCCAGCGAUGCACCGCCGGAAGAAGAUGAAGAGAUGCUCAAUGUCUCGGAUGCGGAAGAAGUGGUCGAGCAAGGCGACGAUGCAGCCAUGGACUCCGGCGACGAGGAGGACGGCGACGGCACGCUGGAAGAGAUACAACUACAAAACGACAGCGCGGCGCACUUUGAUCACCACAAGGACAGCAUCUUCUGCAUCGCCCAACACCCCACCCAGCCUGAGAUGGUAGCGACAGGAGCAGGAGACGAUAUCGCAUAUCUGUGGGACAGCACACCUCCGGACGGCCCAUUACUUCCACGCAGCUACGAGAGCAAUCCUCAGCCUGUGGAGCGGAAGAGUCUGGAAGUGCUGGCGAGACUGAAAGAGCAGGACGAGAGCGUCAACGCCAUAACAUUCACCCUUCCUCAGGGCGAGUAUGUUGUGACAGGGACACUCGCCGGCAAGAUGAAUGUCUAUACCACACCCACCUCCACGACUCCCUCCAAGCUCGUUGGCUCGGCGAAAGAAGUCGAGGAAAUCAACUGGAUCCUCCCGUCACCCAACGCUGCACAUCCCAACACCAUCGCCUUUGGCGCCAACGACGGCUCCGUCUGGGUCUAUACAUUGAAUGCUGCCGAUCCCGCCGCACCCCUCACCAUCGUACAGACAUUCUUCUUGCAUCAAGCACCAUGCACAGCCGGAUGCUGGAGCCCAGACGGCAAGCUUCUCGCCACUGUCAGCGAAGACGGCAGCCUUUUCGUCUGGGAUGUCUUCGGUGAUGCAGCGGCCGCAGGCAUUGCCGACCCUAAUGGUGGGCAAGCAGUCGUUGGUCUCACAGCUGAAGAUGAGCGCUUCAGAGUGGACGGCGGACUGUACAGCGCAGCCAUCUCACCCGGUGGCGGCAUCGUAGCUGUUGGGGGUGCAGAAGGCCAGAUUCGAGUCGUUGGUCUGCCUCGACUAUCUCAACCCGCCAACUCCACCGCUGGCGCCAAAGGUGCAGGCGCGAAGACCAAAGCCGGAGGCGGAAAACAAGCUCCUGGACCGAAGGGCGCAUCAGCCGCAUCAGCCGCUUCCGCAGGUCAAGCCGGUGCCAUCUUGGCCUCACUUCAAGCCCAGAGCGACGGUGUCGAAACACUCGACUUCUCACAACCACCACUUACGCUCCUUGCAGCCGGGAGCGUGGACGGCAGCAUCGCCAUCUUCGACGCUGCGCACAACUUCGCCGUACGAAGGCAGAUACCUGCCGCACAUGACGAGGAGGCGGUCAUCCAGGUUUCAUUCGUCAAGACGGCGCUGGGGACUGCGAAUCCUAUAGGUCACGUACUGACGAGUUGUGGGAAUGACGGGGUGGUGAGGCGAUGGGAUGUACGAGGUGGUACGGCCGCGGCUGGCAAGGGUCUGUUGAGCGAAUGGAGAGGUCACAGAGGCGGCGGUGAUGGAGGUGGCAUCUUGGGCUUCGUGCAGGGUGGAGGGGGUAGAAGAGUUGUGACGGCGGGCGAUGAUGGGGUGGCUUUGGUGUUCCAGACAGAAGCUCCUUGA